CAUGGCGAAUAGCGGGGGAAUUUGUUCCUGCUUGUCUUCUGCAGUUCUCUUUGGAUUAUCCGCUCUCUUAAUUGCUCUGUCUAUAAUCUGUCAUGUGAUAGCCUUAGCGACGGACUAUUGGUUAACUUCAGAUGAUGAAGAUCAAAACAACUUCUUAAAUUUGGGCCUUUUUAAGGCAUGCUUUGAUAACUAUUAUCAUAAAUAUGAUGUACCUUAUAAGUUAUACAAUGGUUGUCAUAAUUUGGAAUCUCAAUAUUACUCUUCCAUGAAAGAAUGGCUUCUUCCAGGUUGGCUGUUUAGUGCUAGAGUCCUAGCAGUUAUUAGUCUCAUUCUUUUGAUAGUUGGUACUAUCAUUUUUAUCCUUUUGGCUCUUAUUUGGUGCUGCAGAACUGCCUGUUGCAGCGAUGAUGUCGGAAAAGGAGAAAAAUGUCUGUCUUAUGCUGGACCUAUCGUUUUCAUUGUUACAGGUAUGCUGAUUAUGGUUGUUUGUAUGAUAUUUGGUGAUAAUGCCAGAAAACUUCAAUGUAAAAAUUUUUGGGUGGAGGGUCACCUAGGUUAUUCUUGGGGCUUCGAAGUUGCCAGUUGUAUAUUUGCUUAUAUAGCUGGAUUAUUCUUAAUAAGGCUGGUUGUUCUAAAAGCCAGAGAAAAUUGGAAAAGUUCGGAAUAUUAG
Messenger RNA from Dimorphilus gyrociliatus, 670 nucleotides. NCBI's taxonomy places the organism in Eukaryota, Metazoa, Annelida, Polychaeta, Dinophilidae. The record is from the annotation of a GenBank genome assembly.